UUAUCUUAUAUUUGUCGGUGAUAAAGAGAAUACUAGCUGGAAGAAUCAGGUGUACACUGUCGUAUUCAUCCGUAGUUACCACGUUGUCCACGUUUUGAUAUUAAUUCAAAAAGUGAUUUUUGCGGAAGAAAUCCGCGUCCAAACGUGUUUUUUGUUGCAAAAUUUGUUUGGAAUACACAAGUGUAAAAAUUAGCUCUAAAACAAUGGUUGGCAAAACUUCCGGGCCUCAAUUAGAGCAACGAAUUCAGUGUAUAAAAUUUACCAUUUUCUGCUUGAAUGCCAUCAUAUGGCUACUUGGAAGCUCAAUGUUUGGAUUAUGCAUGUGGCUAAGGAUGGAUCCAGAUUUCCAGGAGUGGGUUGCGUUCCUUGAAAUAUAUGAAUUCUACAUCGGCAUUUACAUCCUACUUGCGGCUUCGAUAUUUAUCGUAAUUAUUACGUUCAUUGGCUGUGGAGUCGCUCUUAUGGAACAUAUCCUUGGUCUCUACGUUUAUGUAGGAUUGCAAUUACUUUCCUACGUUCUUGGCCUGGCAGGGACAGCAGUUCUCCUCGAUUAUUCCACCUACGACAGUAAUAUUCAGCCGCUUAUACGACGAUCCAUGACCUCACUCAUCAACAAUUACCACGAUCAAAGAUCGACGUACAUUCUACAAUUAAUUCAAGAGAGUAUCGGUUGCUGUGGUGCCGAUGGCCCGAUGGAUUAUAUAACCUUGAGGAAACCAUUACCCACUGAAUGUAGGAACACGGUUACUGGAAACGCCUUCUUCUACGGAUGUGUCGAAGAAAUUUCAUGGUUUUUGGAGGGUAGAUCGGGUUGGCUAGCUGGUUUAUCAUUGGGUCUAUGUAUGCUCCACAUAAUAAUAGCUGCCCUAAGUCUAGCGCUGAUCCGAGCUAUUAAAAAAGAAGAACAAUCCGUUACAUUCAAACAUUGAUUUGUAUUGAUUUAGUACAAUGAUGUACGUUAAUAAUAAUCGUUAUUAGACAAUAUUAAUGACUGGACUGCAGAUGUUUAGAUAUAUUUGUGGAAAAUUUAAAAGUACAAACAUUUGCAGAAUACCUGUAACGCGAGGAAGUAUACAAAAUAUCCAAAGUAAACCACAAAUAUUUAGGAGAUGAAACAAAUGAGGUUUCGUAUUUUUGAUCGUUUUGAUGCAAAUAUGAAUUGGCAUAAACAUUCGCAGUCUACUAACGGCAAUCAAUGACAAUAUAAUAUUCACUUUGUGAAUUCAUAUCUAUGAAAAAAUGGACUGAAACGAGGAGAGACAGAUUUAAGAUCAACGAGUUAGACAAUGUGUCGAAGAAAUAUACGAAGAAUAUAGAAUAUUCUUCUUAAAUUCAUCUUUUUUUAAUUUUUACUUAUAAUAAUUACUCGCUAUAGCAUUUUUCGAUGAAGUAGAAUACAUGCUCGGUAUGUAUAUACUGAAUGUAUUCUUAGCUAAAAGAAAUCUUUGUAGUGCUAUUUAGAGCAAAAGAAAAUUAGGUGCACGUGCUUGUUCUAAGUUUAGAAUUAAACUUCAUUACGUAAUCUCUU
Molecule: messenger RNA, 1528 nt
Organism: Bombus impatiens (common eastern bumble bee)
Lineage: Eukaryota; Metazoa; Arthropoda; Insecta; Hymenoptera; Apidae
Gene: Tsp2A
Product: tetraspanin-2A
Exons: 5
Coding region: 204-929 (241 amino acids)
Cellular component (GO): membrane
Source: RefSeq, a predicted model, not a curated record